AUGCAAACCAAAACAAGUUCGAGCAGAUUUUUUCCAAUUUUUCAGCUGUGGAGCCCGUCGAAAGAAAAAGACGCCGAAGCGGCGAGUUCUACGACUGAGAAGCCAUCCAGCACGAGUUCAAUCGCUUCCUCCACAAUUCCUGAAAAAUCUUCACCUACGACUAAACGACGAUUCCGGCAUGACGUCGCUGUACUUCGAGCGCUGGCCAUAAUUGCCGUGCUGGGCUACCAUUUUGCGCCCAAAUAUUUCCCGCUUGGAUUUUAUGGGGUGGACUUAUUCUUCGUGAUCUCCGGGUAUUUAAUCAUGGGUAUUCUGGCGAGUGACCGGUCGCCAUACUACAUGAAGAUUUACAAUUUUUACUACAAACGUUUGCGGCGUAUCUGCCCGCUAUAUUAUUUUGUGUUGUUGGCGAUUGGCUUUUCCUCAAUCUUCAUAUACUCGGCCGGGUGGUUGACCAGAUUUCUCGGCCAUUUCCGGCAGGCAUUGAUGAUGUAUCUAAACGUGGAUUUGUUGUUCAGCGAUGGUGACUAUUUUGCGGAGGCCACCGAAGCGAUGCCAUUUCUACAUGCGUGGUCACUGGCCGUCGAGAUGCAAUUCUAUUUGGUGGCCCCAGCCAUCUAUUUUAUGGCCAGCGUACGGUGCUCAAAACUGGGCCCUCUGGGUCGCUACGCAUUGGCCGUCCUGUUAUUCUCAUCCCUAAUCUUCGACUAUCUCGUCAAUGCCGCCUAUUCCUUUUACUUUCCCUUUUCGAGGCUUUGGCAAUUUGCGGCCGGGAUGUUGGCCUGUGCUUUGUCGAAAGGAGAUGGCGAAGACUCGAAAGCAUCCACCAAAAUCGAGCUGAUCUCCGUGUUCACCGUGCCCUUCCUGUGUACCGUAUUCCUGCCCUGGAGGCAGCUGAUAGUUUUCGCAAAGGAGGCGAAAAUUGUGGUGACGCUGGCGGCGGCUGCGUUUCUGGGGACCGCAUCUUAUGGAAGUGCUAUCGAUUGGUCGAGGGCUCGACUCGGAUAUAUUGCCGCAAUAUCGUAUGCGCUAUAUUUAAUCCAUUACCCAGUGCUGCGGUAUGCCGAAUAUUUACAGCCCUACUUCUUCCCCGGCACUUCCGUAUUCCUCGUCGCCCUUCCCCUCUCCCUCCUAUUGAGCAUCAUAAUCCACGAGGUCUUCGAAAAACCCCAACUACGCGCCGCGCCAAUUGACACCGCCAAAAAUAUUCUCUUGCCACUGAUCGUUGGGCUGUUGUUCGCCCAAUUCUGGCAAAAUGCCGCUCAUCCAUUUCAACCGGAAGAUAGCAACACAAAUAUACGAAACACCGAGACGAAAUAUAAACUGGAGGGCGGUCAUUAUGUGGAUGAUGGGUUUUUGGAUGGACACUGGGUACCGCCGCCGUUUGGACAUUACGAAUGGCUGAACAACACUGGCAACGUGAGCGUGGUUGUUGUCGGCAACUCGUGGGCUAGCCAGCAGGCGCAUAUAGUCCGGGAGCUGCUCCCUGAAAAUGUAACGUCAAGCAUGGACGCGUUCACUUUCCCGUCACGCGGUGUGAUAUGGCAUUAUUUGAAGGGAGGCACCGAGAUUUUUUGGCGUUUUAUGGAAAAGAAGCGCCCGAAAAUCGUCUUCAUCGUGCAAAGAUACGUAGACGUGUUGGGCGAUUUGGAUGCGUUCAGGCCAGGGAAUGACACCCUGCUGGAGAAAUAUAUGGACAGUAUCGAUCGACUGAGCAAAUUCGCCGACCACAUUUUCAUCCUUGGCCAUCAGCCGUUUGAUUGUAGCGAUGCGACGCACGAUUUUCUCAACAGAUUUGUCGAUCAUUUGAAUUUCGGCAAGAAUGUCGACAUUUUUAAUGAGCCGUAUGAUAUAACACAAUUUGACGCAAUUUCGGCGCGGCAGAGAUUGCGGGCUGUUUUGGAGAGGUGCCAGAAGUGUCAUUUAAUCGAUCCGGCGAUACCGUUUAUUGACGAAAACGCGCAUCUAAUCCGGACGUUCGACCCGGCGACUCGGCUGGCCUACCGCGAUAACGGGUGUCAUUUGACGCAUACCGGAAUUGAUCUCAUUACUAGCGUCUAUAGACGUGUUAUGAGUGCAUUUUUGCUGAUGGCCGCAUUAAUGAUCGUUCAUACGAUGCUUGUGCUGAUUGCCGUCACGGAUCCGGGCGUACGGUAUGCGGCCAGGCGGCGCUUUGCCCGAUUGGUCCAGAGGGAUACG
Messenger RNA from Mesorhabditis spiculigera, 2199 nucleotides. The record is from the annotation of a GenBank genome assembly. NCBI's taxonomy places the organism in Eukaryota, Metazoa, Nematoda, Chromadorea, Rhabditida, Rhabditidae.